Messenger RNA from Zingiber officinale, 1171 nucleotides. Its product is annotated as coiled-coil domain-containing protein SCD2-like. The record is from RefSeq and is a predicted model, not a curated record. Lineage: Eukaryota; Viridiplantae; Streptophyta; Magnoliopsida; Zingiberales; Zingiberaceae. Gene Ontology annotation, biological process: cytokinesis by cell plate formation. The transcript has 11 exons. The coding region runs from base 119 to 1171 and encodes 350 amino acids.
CCGUCGGAUGUUUUAAUUGCAGAACCCACGACGCCGUCAUGAGCGUCGCGAGUUUCUUUUAAUUUAAUUUCCCUCUCGAGUCUUCGUCUUCGUCUUCCGCCGCCCCCUCGCCGCUGCGAUGGAUCGGAGGAGGGCGAGGAGUCCUGUUUAUGCUCGGCAGUACAGCGGAGGAUCGGCCCCGUCGUCGCCAGUCCACCCGCUCUCGAUGGAAUCGGCCACAGGAGCCGGCUUCUCUCACGGGAGGCGGGGCUCCUCACGGGCGGCCGCGGCCAACGCACGCCUCGCGAAGGUGAUGAUGAAGAAGAGUAAGUCUCAAUACGACGAAGACUCGGACGGGGAGGACGUCGACCCUAUCCCCGCCAUCGUCGGUGGCGGCGGGAGCGGAGCAAGGUACCGGAGCGGAUCGCCGCAAGUGGGAUCUGCCGCCGCCGGGAGCUAUGGAGGUGGAACUCUGACCGCCCCGAGGAAUCCAUCUCCUAUGCUAGGUCGGAAUGUCAUUGAAACAGCUCCAGUUAGUCGCUCUAUAUCAGUCGGCCGACCAACACUACGAGUUCCCAGUGCACCAAUGAUGCCUCAAACUAAAACAACAAUAAGGACCCCCUCUUCUAUUCCAAAUAUAGAUCCUGCAGAGAAACAAAGAGAUAAGAGAUUUUUUCCAGAUAUGAGGCAUGUGAAAACUAGGGAGCAUGGUGAAUUGCGUGAGGCCUCUGCGCUUCAAGAUAAGCUAGAUAUGCUAGAAGAAGAGAACUACAGCCUCCUUGAAAAGCUUCAACUUGCUGAGGAGAGAUGGAAGGAAGCAGAGAUCAGGUCUCGGGAGCUUGAGAAACAGGUUACAAAUCUCGGUGAAGGAGUGUCUUUGGAAGCCAGGUUAUUAAGCAGAAAGGAGGCAGUGCUACGCCAAAGAGAGGAAGCUUUAAAGUCUACUAUGAGGUCAACGGAUGAUAAAAGUGAGGAACUCAUAUCUCUUCGUCAACAGUUGCAGUUUGCAAAAGAUGAGGUUACAACUGUUGCUGAUCAACUCAGAGGUGCUGAGUUGGAAGUAAAAGCUUUAAGAAGUAUGACCCAAAGAAUGAUAUUAACCCAAGAGGAAAUGGAGGAGGUGGUUCUCAAGAGGUGUUGGCUUGCUCGAUACUGGGCAUUAGCGGUUCAAUAUGGAGAUAUAUUCAUCUAG